AUGCUCGCCCUCCCCCUGGUCUUCUUGGCCCUCUCGGCCGCAGCCCAACCCAACCCCAUGUUCUUCGACAACGGCAUCACCGAUGCCAGCACGGCGCGCCUGCCCGACUCCCCAGGGUGCACGUACUGCGCCCUAGCAUGUCUGCCCGACAACCACGAGUGCUGCCAUACCUGGACAGGCGAAUACUCUAUGGGGAGUGGCAAACACCUGUUCCCUGAUCCCGAUCCCGAUCCCGAAAUCCUUGAGAUUACCAUUAACGUUAUCAUCUCCACUGCCGAGGAGGUCGGACUGUCAGUGAGUAUGAACUGCUCCCGCGGGCAGCGCGGGGAGUGCAGCGAGACAACCUGA
This is a messenger RNA of Cutaneotrichosporon cavernicola, 348 nucleotides long. RefSeq lists its product as uncharacterized. The record is from RefSeq and is a predicted model, not a curated record. The transcript is spliced from 3 exons. NCBI's taxonomy places the organism in Eukaryota, Fungi, Basidiomycota, Tremellomycetes, Trichosporonales, Trichosporonaceae. The coding region runs from base 1 to 348 and encodes 115 amino acids.